Molecule: messenger RNA, 1482 nt
Organism: Gongylonema pulchrum
Lineage: Eukaryota; Metazoa; Nematoda; Chromadorea; Rhabditida; Gongylonematidae
Source: the annotation of a GenBank genome assembly
AUGACAACUGUCGGAGGAAAAAAGUUUUUUUUUUCGAAUACAUUUGAGCAGCCGCUUGUCGUCGUGGGUCUGUUCGGACAGUAUUUAUUGCAGGCCCGGGUGCUUAACAAAAAUUUCUGCGACAAAUCUGGAUGUGUCUGUGAGGUGGAUGCUAUCAGAUGUGUUGGUGUCAAUCCGAACAGUUUCGAUCAAACCGUUAUUGCUCAGCUUAUGCCUUACGUUCGUAGUGUAUCAUUCACAAAAUGUUCUCAGGUACGCGUGGGAAUCGAGACCUCAAAUUCUCUCGAUUUGCAUAUUUUUUCGAAUUUCUCCUCACUGCGGUCCAUUGCUAUUCAUAACUGUGGCUUGCAGCAAUUUAUUUCUACUGCUGGGAAUUUUAAAAAUUUGCGCAUUUUGGAUUUAAGUAACAAUAAUUUGUGGAAUUGGGAUGAGACAUGUGGAGCACUUAAUAAUGCAUCAUCAUCAUUGCAUAAAGUUGAUCUGUCACAUAACGAGUUCGUUGAAUUAUCAUCUACGGGCGAUACUGUUUGUAAAAUCAAUCGAUUACAAUACCUCAAUUUCUCCCAAAAUCGGGUAGUGGAGUUGAAAACAGUGCCAGAUGCGCUGGUUCUCGAUUUUACAUCGAAUCAUCUGUCACACAUUGCCGGAGAAUGGCCUUUUUCUUUGAUAGAUUUAUAUUUAUCGAACAAUCCGUCACUGGAGCAGUUGCCGUCAUUUUCCCUUGCCCCUCAUCUAACCUCCGACAGCUUACAACUUUAUAGUGUUAUUGGUAUGCUUCCUUCAAAUGUUGUGGAUUUUCGAUUAACAAAUGCGCAUAUAACCCAUCUUCCGUUGAAAUUUUUUUCAAGGGCAAAAAAUCUUAAUUUUGUUCAGUUGACGCCGAAUAAUUGGAGCUGUGAUGAGUGUGCAGUAAAAUGGGCGACUAUGCUACCUCGUCACCUGCAGCUACAAUUCACCUCUUGCGGUAUUUCUAGGCGGGUUCCCAAUGGUACCAAAUUCAUUGUACGGGUUCCUUAUGCAGAAACUGCAGUUUUGCCAUGUGAUGGUUAUGGUGAUUCUCCUUUAACCAUUAACUGGUGGUUGGUAAGGCCGGAGACAUUGAUUGGAACAUAUAAUGAUCAAAGUAAUGUUGUCUCGAUGAACUGGUCUCGCGACGGUAUCUAUAAAAUUCUUCGUGGCGGUCCGCUGAUUAUCAGGAAUGCUAGUAAACAUCUGGUUGAACGGUACUGUUGUAUUGCGUCUAAUUCAAAGGGUAAUGUUACACAAAUAGUGCAUUUUCGUCUGGAUUAUUCGAGUUGGUAUCGACUAGCAAUGUCCGAAUCGGUGUUCUGGGGGAGUAUUCUCGCAGCAGUGAUCACUUGUUUUGUUACAUUUAUUCUUAAUCUUCUCUGGAUUACUUGCCGCAAUGUUGGCUUAUGGUGGCUUAAAAGAAGCGGUAAGCGUUUUUUUUUUUUAAUUUUUUGGUCUUUAUCAGCUUACUGA